This is a messenger RNA of Armigeres subalbatus, 3573 nucleotides long. It is a transcript of the gene Golgin97, whose product is annotated as golgin subfamily A member 1. NCBI's taxonomy places the organism in Eukaryota, Metazoa, Arthropoda, Insecta, Diptera, Culicidae. Gene Ontology annotation, cellular component: Golgi apparatus. The transcript is spliced from 8 exons. The coding region runs from base 675 to 2690 and encodes 671 amino acids. The record is from RefSeq and is a predicted model, not a curated record.
UUCACCGUCAUCGAAGGAUAAGUGAAACGUCAAAAAUCAACUUUUCAUCCACAAAAAUUCAUCACAGGUCGUUCGUGUUCAGAAGCCGAUGAAAAAAGUCUUACAUUUCUGUGAUUUUCGCAACAUUUUAGUGUUAUAAGUACUUGUAUCCUAAUCAUUGCUAGUCAUUGCUACCAUCGUCAUUUAGUAGUAUUACAAAUCAUUCCAAUUCCGUUUGUGCCAUUUGGUGGAAUUACAAGAAUUUAUCUUUUUCGCUCAUCGUGAAUGAAUCGACAGAAAAAAGUUCCAUUGGAUUUUUUUUUGCUUGUGUGACGAGCACCUGCAACACGAUCAAGUGUGACCGAAAACAAGUUGUUCUUAUCGGAGGAAAAUACGAAUUUAUAAUAGUUCUAUUGUGUUUUGAGUGAACUGCGGCGAACCUACCGAACAAGACGUCGCAGUUUGUUGGCGGCGCUGGAUCAAACAAGUCAAGCCUCGAAGCAGCUGUUGGUGAAACACUUUGCACAAAGAGACCCAUUGAAGGUUGCAGUUUUUUCUUCGUGGAUGAGCUGAAUAUGUUUUGCAAUCGUAGUUAUCGGGGUUUCGUUUCGAUCGAACGCAGUGGCAAAUUGCAGACGGACUGAAAGCAGAAAAGUUUUGUUUUUCGGGAGUGUGAAAACUGAGUGGAAGCGAUCAUGUUCGCUUCACUGAAGAACAAGAUCAAGGAAGAGACCGGAAGCGAUGUGACUACGUUGCCACCGAGGAGUUCACAGUCAGAAAUGUCGAUGGUGUCAGGCCAACGAUUCCGGCGAAGUAGAGGUGAAUCGGUGACUAGCAUGGCAUCGAUGGAUGAGUUGAGUCUACUGGAGCAGAAGGAUGCCGAACUGAGUGCUACGCGAAUUCAGUUGCAGGAACUAGCUGUACAAUACAACGAGUUAAGAGAUCAGAAGAGAGCAUACGAAGAAGACAAAGUAAGACUGGAAGAUGCUAAUAAAUUACUAGAGGAGUCGUUGAAGGUGGCCCAAGUGCAAAAGGACUUGCUUUGCGAAGAGCAAGACAAAAUACAGAACUUGCAACAACAGGAGAUCUCGAAACUGAAAAGUAUGUUGCUGUUCAGGGAGCAGGAAGCAGUCGAUCGAAUAUCAUAUCAAAAGGCAGCCGAACAAAAGGUUGAGAGUUUGAAGCAAGAGCUUGGACGGGUACGUGGCAUUGAGCCCAUGAUUGAGGAUUUGCAGGACGAACUUGAAAACAUUCGACAUUCGACCAGCAUCGAGAAGAAUAAUCUUCGGUCGAACUUAGCCACCGUAGAAGAAGAAAACCGUCAUCUAAAGAGCCGCAUUCAGGUCUUGGAAGAGAGUCGUGCCUCACUUACUUCAGGAAAUACGGAUGAGAAAUAUCGCUCCCUGCUACAGGAACGAAAGCUACUCGAGCAGCGUUUAGAAGAGGCUCAUCUGCAUCUGUCGGACAUCAAAAGUAGCUGGAGUGGUCAGAACCUGUCUCUCGAAACUCAGGUGAAUCGGCUUUCCCGACAGGUGGCGGAGGAAACCCGCGAGAGACACAACGCUCUCAAAAUGAAGGAUGAUCUCAUGGAGAAAACCAAACAGCUGGAGUUCGAGCUCGAAAAGACUCGGAAUGAAGUGAGUCAAAGGGAUAACAAGAUAAAAUUAAUGAGCGAAGAGAUAGACGAACUGAACUCCGCGUUACGGGAAGCUCGGGAACAGCAUGAAGAGGAAGUGACGUAUAUGAACUGCAAGCUCGAACAACUACAGUUGGAGUUGAACAACAUCAGAACCAAUCUCACCGACACCGAACAAAGACUAAUGGAUUCCCUGGAAGGAUCUGACCGAUCGAUGAAUUCUUAUAAAUCCCAAAUUUUACAACUAGAGGAUAGCGUGCGCACACUUGAUGGAGAACUGACGAUGGAGAAGCAAGAAAAACUUUCGAUUCUUAUGAAAAAUGCAGAAAUUUCUCAAAAAGAGGAAAUUCUACGGAAAGAGCUCCGGCAGGAACAGGAAGAAGCUCAGGAACUGCAUGACCGUGCCACUUUAUUGCAGAGAGAGCUGGAUAAAAAAUUGAACACCGUUAAUGAGCUUCGUAAGCAGAUCGAUGAAUUGAUGAGCACAAACCUCGAACAAAAUGCAAAACUGGCUUCGCUUGACAGUCUGCACACAGAAUUGAUUGAUAAAAAUAAGAUCAUAAAAAUUCUAAAUCAACGAUUAGUCGACAUGAAGAAAACUCUGCAAGAGGAAAUCAAUAAUAAUACCAACGGUGUCACCAUCAAUAGUGGCGGAUCUCACUCGAAACAUUCCGAACACGUCUAUGAGCGGUCCAGCUCGAGGGAAAAACAGGAUUUCACUGGAGUUAAGCAACAUAAUGGUGCCAUUAGCCACGUUAGUAAUAGCAACAGUAGUAACAAUAACCACAGCCAUAACAAUAAUCCCCACGCCAGUCAAAACGGAGCGCCAAAAGCCAGUGGGAUAAUAGUCAUGGAUGAAGUAAACUUCCGCUAUUUGAAACAUGUGAUAAUAAAAUUUCUUACUAGUCGAGAGGUUGAAGCACGACAACUCGUCAAAGCGGUAUCCACGCUGCUGCAAUUGUCCUACGAAGAAGAAAAACUUCUGCAGGACACGCUCACGUGGAAGAUGAGUUGGUUCGGUAGCCGACGUGGUCAGCAUUCCCAGAUCUCCCUGUCAACGAUACCACCAAGUUAAAACAAAAUCGAUAGAAAAUACUAAACAAAAGUGAUCAGCUUAUUUCUAUAUGUGUAUAGCAUUAUCUCAAAUCUAAACAGUCGCAAGAUCUGCUCUUCCUAUCUCUCUUAUACGACAAAAAAACAAACAAACACACGCAAAACGAGUUAAUAUGGCAAUAUAUACCGAGUAAGGAAUACACAAAACAAUAAAUUCAAUCAAUUAUUUCAAAUACCUAAAACAUAAUCAAAUAGAGAGAGCCACAACUCGAUAAUAUCAAAGACAAAUUGAAGUAACCUUACCCAACUAGAUGAUCGCUUAUUUGUUUUCACCUCAAGAGUAUUAUAACCAAAGCUUCCUGAUGUAGAGUUACUGUAUUGACAUUUUAAGCUCGAGCAUUUCCUCGUAUCUUGCGUCACAUUUCCAUUAUGAAAUUAGUAGUUUUUCUUUCAUUGUAUUCUUCGAGCUUUCAUAUUCAUUUAAAUUUCAAUAGUACUGAUAGUUUUUGUUAUAGCCUCAAUCAUUUAUUUUGUUAUAUUGUUUCACUAAGUUCGAAAUAACCCGAAUCUCAUUGCCUCGGAAGUAUUGAUUUAGCGUUAAAGCACAUUGAAACACAGAGACGCACGCAAAAGCUGAAAAUGGUUAUUGGGCUACAUGCCCGAACUAGAUUAAAAUUAUUCACCCGUAUUCUUGUUUACGAACGACCAAAACUUUCGAACGAAUUGGAUUCGUUCACUCAUUUCCCCUUUUUGAGCUUAAGCGAGAAUGUGUAUCAACUUUCGUAAGGACUUCGGAGAGGUAAACAAGAAUAUUGGUGAAGAGCGGAGCGAAGUAAGGAAGUUAUUAGGUGCAUGCAAUGUGCAUGCGAUGAGGGAUACAUAUACCUACUAAUAAAGGCAUAAUA